This is a messenger RNA of Plectropomus leopardus (leopard coralgrouper), 3723 nucleotides long. RefSeq names its product mucolipin TRP cation channel 2 (gene mcoln2). Gene Ontology annotation, molecular function: NAADP-sensitive calcium-release channel activity. Lineage: Eukaryota; Metazoa; Chordata; Actinopteri; Perciformes; Serranidae. The record is from RefSeq and is a predicted model, not a curated record. Gene Ontology annotation, cellular component: membrane.
AUAAUAAUUAUUAUUAUAUUAUUAUAACACUUUUUUUUCUCUAUUUUUUGCCGACCUAUUUCCAUCCUUUCGGCGACCCCUGGCGGCUCCCCGGACCGUGCGUUGAGAACCUCUGCGCCGCCUGAAACUCAUUUCCUGAUUGGCUGACUGGAAGGUGCGUGGUGUCUCAGAAAACCCAGCCGCAGGGACUCCUCUGUGCUGAGUGUCUGUCUGUCAGCCUCCUAACAACAUACUCGAUUAACUGGUGUGUCCACGUGGAUAAUCAAUCAUGGAAUUAUUGGUUCGAUAUCUGGACAGGAGCAACUCAGUCAGCUCUGUCACGACACAAGACAUUAUUAAAGAGGAGAACCUGAGAGAUGACCUGAGGUAUUACUUCAUGAGCCCGUGUGAGAAGUACCGGACCCGGCGACAGUUACCCUGGAAACUUGUGGUGCAGAUUCUGAAAAUCAUCAUGAUCACCACACAACUCAUCCUGUUCGGCCUCAACAACCAGCUGGUGGUGUCCUAUAAGGAGGAGAACACGAUAGCCCUCAAAAACCUUUUCCUGAAGGACUACAGCGGGGUGGAUGAGGACGAUUACAGUGUUGCUGUCUACACCCAACAAAGUGUCUACGACAGUCUGUUUCAUGUGCUGGAUCAGUAUAGCCAGCUGGGUCGGCUCUCCGUGGGUCCCAUCAGUUACGCUGAAGAUAAAGAUAAAAAGCUGCUUCCGCUCAAAAUCUGUAAAGAGUAUUACAAGAGAGGCAGCGUGGAGCCGUCAGAAGAGGCAUACGACAUAGACGCCCAGCUAGAGGAAGUUUGUAUUUCACAUGAUCCAAAGACUGUAAACCAGUGGAGAACCCAGAAUUCAUCCUUUUUUGAUCUGGACUUUUACAGGCUAGUUGACAUCAAAAUAACCUUCCAGCUGAAAGGAAUCAACCUGCAGACGGUGCGUUCGCGGGAGUUACCUGACUGCUAUUUGUUCAACGUUACGAUAACAUUUGACAACCAGUGUCACAGUGGAAAGGUGAAAAUCUUCCUGGAUACAGACACUCAGAGCUAUGCAUGUCGAGACUGGAAGAUAUCUGGGACAGCUCAGAAGAACACACACUAUCUGCUGGUGUUUGACGGCUUCGUCAUUCUUGUUUGCCUCACCUCGGCUGUGCUGUGCACCCGCUCCAUCGUGCUGGCUGUCAGGUUACUCCAGAGAUUCUCCAGAUUCUUUUACGAGAACUACAAUCGUAAAGUGUGCGAGGAUGACCAGGGCGAGUUUCUAAACGGCUGGUAUGUGCUCGUCAUCGUCAGUGACCUCAUGGCGAUAGUUGGAUCCAUAUUGAAGAUGGAAAUACAAGCAAAGAGUCUGACCAGUUAUGAUGUGUGCAGUAUCUUCCUGGGAACGUCGACAUUACUGGUGUGGGUCGGCGUCAUCAGGUACCUGGGAUACUUCCAGAAAUACAAUGUGUUAAUUUUAACGAUGAAAGCAGCCUUCCCCAAGGUCCUGCGUUUCUGCUGCUGUGCCGGCAUGAUCUACCUCGGCUACACCUUCUGUGGGUGGAUCGUAUUGGGGCCAUACCAUGAGAAGUUUGAGGGCCUGAGUCUUGUAGCAGAGUGCCUGUUCUCCCUGUUGAAUGGGGACGACAUGUUCACCACCUUCGCCCAGCUGAAGGACAAAAACACUUUGGUGUGGCUCUUCAGUCGGGCCUACCUCUACUCCUUCAUCUCCCUGUUCAUCUACAUGGUGCUGUCGCUCUUCAUCGCCCUCAUCACCGACGCCUACGAGACCAUCAAGAGCUUCCAAAAGGAUGGAUUCCCGCUGACGGACCUGCAGAAGUUCCUCAGAGAGCAGAAAGAUUUUCCUGUUGUAGAGGAGAGCAGUCAGACAGACGUUCACGUCACACACUCUAUGUUGUGCUGCUGCCAACGAGUUCCUGAAGGUGACGAUGUCAUACUGAUCAGCUGACAGCUGUUUCCCGAUUAAAAACGGAUCAAGGACGACCUCCGGGAAAAGGACUUCACACGUCUGAUACAGGCUUCAAGAUCAAGUGAUCCACAGCAAAAUCCUGUACAGUGUAGAGUAACCAGUUCUGUAAUGUGCAAUAUGAAUUACCAAACAAAAGUUCCCUCUCUUGAACAUGAAACUGGAGCUCGAGUUAAAGAGCUAGACCUUGAAAAAAAGAAAAAGUUUCAUAACAGCAUCUAUAGAAGUUCAGGAUGCUGUUGAGAAGUUUACUGGGCCUUUUAAAGGUCUGUACGUGCAUUUAGUCGCCAGAGAAGUGGAGUCAGUGUUUUCUACAUUUGACUGUGGCUGCAAACACUGGUGCAAUAUUAUGCAGUGCUAGAUGUAAUUUAUUUGAUAAGCGUUGUGGUAAAGAUUGCAGUAAAGCAAAUCUUUUCAUUUGUAUGUGUGGAAGUAUGUUUCCUGUCUUUGCCGCUAAGUGUGCACAUUCAGUUUUUCUUUCAAAUUUUGAGUCAUACACAAAAUCACAUGUCCACAGGCAAAGCUGGAGACUAAUUUGAGUAUUUGCAUGGUUAACAUCCUGGCAGCACUGACAGGAGCUUGAUAUAAAAUACUAACAUUACAGCACUGUGCACCGUUAAAGAAUCCAACUCCAAAGAAUUUUCUAAAAUGCCUAAAAACCUUCAUAGCUGAGAUUGAGUAAUACGGGAGUUUUGAAUGACCAAACCAGGAAUACAGUAUGAGUCAGUUUUAUCACCAAACCUACAAGCAAGCUUAGCUGUUGAGACAAGCUGGAGCACGAUUUCUCACUUUGAGCGUGAGUAAUUUAACUUGAUAAAAUCAGAGGCGUUACCUCAAACUUUUACAACACUUUGGGCCGAAUACAAAGAGUUAUACACAGCAUGGAUAAGGCAACACAUCAAUAAGUGCCACCCCAUACAGUAUCUUUCCUAUGUGAUAUUAUUGGUCUUAUUCCUCAUAUUUGAUCUCAAACAGUUAAAAGUGUGACCAGAGUAAAUCAAAUCCUCUUCAAAGACAAGAUCAGGAUCAUAUUGACCCUAAGGAUUUUUCUCUCAACAGAUUUGUCUGUUAAGUUUGGCUCGAUAAACAUGGGUGUUACUUUUCAACACAAAACCGGCUAAAACAAAUGUCAAUAUGUGCCUGCCUGCUGUCUCAAAUCAAACAUGCAGAUUUGUGGCAACCAGAAGUGAGUGCUACAUUGAACGCAGCAAUGAUUGGGGGUUUUCAUGUGCAGCUCCAAAAACUCAACCCUUAAUUUAUAGGUGAAUGGACCCAUCUGUGAUUUUACACACUCGUUUUUUGCAUAAGGGCGGUUCAUUGUAUGUGAAUUUGUCUCUGAGUGUCAAACUAAACUAAAUACAGUUUAGGAACUGAUUUCUUUGACUUUAGUAAUAGUACCAAUACAAUAACAGAAAAAUUCUCUGUUAGGAGAAGAUAGGAUUUUACUGCUGUAGCUGGUUGUGUUGGAGCUAGUUUUAAUGACUUUAUAUGAAGUUUUGUUGUUGAGUGCAGGGGUCUGGCCCCCAAAGCGUCUCCAUAAAUUGUAGGAGUGGUGAGAUGAGAAAAAAAGUUCUAAAAGAGAAAUUCCUCCACACAAGUUGUGCUUGUUUGUUAAAUACUGAAGGAUUUUACCUCUUUGAGCCUUGCCAAGUAUUGGAAUAAGAAUUUUAGAGGGAAAUCUCUUCUUUUUCUUUUCUUCUAACAGCUCACCACCAUCUGAAAUGUGACAACAUGCCCCAACUCUUUAAUGUAAGAGGUCAUGAAUU